Paramacrobiotus metropolitanus is the source of this 3390-nucleotide messenger RNA. Its product is annotated as polycystic kidney disease 2-like 2 protein. The transcript is spliced from 14 exons. The coding region runs from base 172 to 2490 and encodes 772 amino acids. NCBI's taxonomy places the organism in Eukaryota, Metazoa, Tardigrada, Eutardigrada, Parachela, Macrobiotidae. Gene Ontology annotation, cellular component: membrane. Gene Ontology annotation, molecular function: calcium channel activity; calcium ion binding. The record is from RefSeq and is a predicted model, not a curated record. Gene Ontology annotation, biological process: detection of mechanical stimulus.
UAGAAACUGGGAAGAAUUAUUUUUAUUUUUUGCCCAGUUAUUACCAACACAUAAAAAUUUGCCAUCUGUAUUUUUCUCUUGGAUGCAAGAUUUUUUUAUGCGUUAAUCUAUUUUCCAUUUUUUGGCAGUACAGUUUUGCACCCAAUUUUUCACACGUAUAUUGUUUUUCUAAUGGAAGCGAACGGGAGGAGGCCUACGGCUCCCGGCAUACCAGCCCGGCAGUGGGAUGGGACACCGAAUAGACCGCCAGCAUCCACACCUCCUCCAUCUUUAAGGAAUGCCGCUGUGCCGACGCCACGAGAAGAUGAAACAAAACCGGUGGAUAAGCGAGCGCCACGGCUAGUGCUCAUUGACCCCAACAUCGGGCUCCCUUCGAGAGAUCCUAAUCCGGAUGAGCCCACAGGAAUAUGGUACACACUGAGGAAAUCUAUUCGAGCGUUCUGGGCUACGCGAGAAACCGAAGCAACCGUCACCAACCGGGAAGCAUACGUGAGAACGACCUUACGCGAGCUAUUCGUCUAUGUCUUGUUCCUUGCGUGCAUUAUGAUGAUGACCUUUGGCGCGACUGAUUCUUCUAUGUUCUACCUGCAUCGAGCAAUGGAAUUAUCGUUCGUAGAAACCUCCCCGAGACCCUUCACUCAGCUGGUUUCGUUCAACGAUGUUUACGAGUAUUACGAAGUCUCCUUAAUAAAUGGAUUAUUUUGGGAAGAUUUGAUGGAACUCCCUAAGCCCAAUCGCUCAGACAUACCGGACAUUUUAUUUUCGCCAGAGUUCCAGAAUAUGACAGAUUUUGAUCCCCACGCGAAUUUUAUCUUUUACCACAACAAAAUGUUGGGUGUGCCAAGGAUGCGGCAACUGCGAGUUCGCAAUGGAAGCUGCGGAAUUCCGGAACAAUUUCAAAGCUUUAUAUAUUCUUGUUUUAAUCACUUCACAAAGUCGGCUGAGGAUCAACUUCCAUUCGGCGGAGCGAACGUAACAUGGACCUAUACACCAAUGUCAAACUCUUCGCUCGCUGCGCAUUGGGGAAAAAUCUGCACUUACCAUGACGGUGGAUUUAUACAAAAUCUCAAUUUAACGAAAAACGCAACUGUAAAUAUCAUAAAACAAAUGCGUCAACAUCGGUGGCUGAGCGAAGGCACCCGGGCAGUUUUCAUUGACCUUUCCACAUACAACGCAAAUCUCAAUUUAUUCGCCAUCAUUCGAUUGGUAACAGAAUUUCCGGCGACCGGUGGUCUGGUCAAUUCCGCAGACAUUCGCGUGAGCAAGUUCAUCAAAUACGUGGACAAUUGGGAUUAUGUUGUGCUGUUAUUCGAGGGGCUAUUUAUUGUGUUUGUGCUGUAUUAUGUUGGUGAGGAAACAGUGGAAUUGUUGACCUUAAGACAUCAUUACUUCCGCUCGUUCUGGAAUGUGUUGGAUCUCAUUGUUUUGGCCAUCUCCAUCUGCUGCAUUGCAUUCGAAAUCCAGCGUUACAUGAUGGUAGAAGAAUUUCUUGGCACGCUUCUCAGCAAACGGAAUGAAUUCGUUGACUUUCAAUAUUUAAGUUUUUACCAUGCGUGCCUUAAUAACGCCUUUGCCGUUUUGGGAUUUCUUGCCUGGAUCAAGCUGUUUAAGUAUCUCAGUUUUAACAAAACCAUGAUGCAGUUGAGCUAUACCUUGUCGAAGGCGGCCAAAGACAUUUUCAACUUCGCCAUAAUGUUUUUCAUCGUAUUCUUCUCCUUUGCGCAGCUAGGGUACUUCAUGUUUGGAACACAGCUGGAAGGAUACAGCGAUAUUGGCAGUGCAGCCAUGACCUUACUUCGAGUGAUUCUGGGUGACUUUGAUUUCGACCAACUGCAGAACGCUAACAGCGUUUUAGGACCGAUAUUCUUCUUUACCUACAUCUUCUUCGUCUUUUUCGUGCUGUUCAACAUGUUUCUGGCCAUCAUCAACGAGACCUACGCGGCCGUCAAAGAAGAUCUGGCUACGCGUAGAAGUGAUUUUGAUAUUGGCGAAUAUAUCAAGAAAGGAUUCGACCGAAUUCUGCGUAAGCUUAACUGGAAAUCGUUGAGGAAAAAAAAGCAAGAAGAACUUUUAGUCCAUGAUAAAGUCCUGAAACAGAAAGCCCUGGAUGAAUUGGCCCGCUGGCAGGACGACCUGAAGAACAGGGGAUACACCGAAGAAGAAAUCAAGACCGUUUUCGGCAACAGUGCGCUACUUCCGGGACAGGAAGAAUACGAAACAAUCGGAGGGAUCGAUGCCGCGAAGUUCAAUGAAAUGGAAAAGCGAAUGCAAAAAAUCGAAAGCGCUCUUAAAGCCAUCAUUGGGCAUUUCGAUGCAGCGCUCAACAAGCUGGACAUGAUGGAAAGAGCUAAACUGAACAGAGCAAAGAAAAUGGACGCUAUCAUUGACCACCUGGACGAGGGAGAGUUCGUUACAAAUGAACGUAAGGAAGAGCUAACAGCUCAAGAUAUCCAGAAGCGUCGUAACCGGAAACGAUCGUCAAGACCUUAAGGAGCGGACCUAACCGGGAAACCACUGCCUUGCUCGCAAGGACCAACCUUAAUCAAUCAAGCAGCCAUCUGAAUAAGUAUUUGCAACUACAGUCAAGGAAGUGCUGCGUUGCUGGAAAGUGUGAAAGAUUCAUAUCGUGUGAACUGUUGAGUACCUGCCUACCAUCCGCCCCAACAGCAAAGAUGCCAAUGUUUUCUUUUUAUAGCAGAAUAAUUAUUAUGAAUUAAGAAAUUAACUAACGCAAUAAAAAAGAUUACGACGAACAAAGCGACAAUACGGAACGACAACUACAUUUUUUUAGCCUUUAAGCACAAAAUUAAGCGAACCAAAGAUGAAAUAUUAAUCGAUCGCACAAAAUCCCACUUAACACAAUUUAAAGCUUAUCCAAAUAAUUGCUCAAAUCUGGGACACCCUCCUUAAGACCCUUUCGCUUACGGGUGACGGCCACCACUUCGGCAGGCUUGCUCUUGCCGUCCAUGGGAUCACCUGGAAGGAUCUGCCAGUGGUCGAAGACGCACUGAGGGAACGCCUGGCCACCAGUGUUUGAGCGCAGAUCGGCCGUGAAGCCGAAGGACUCGUUUACCGGCAGGUAAGCCUUGACGACGAACAUGGGCGUGCCCACCACUUGGCUUUCCUCGAUGACGUGGCCACGACGACGAUUCAGUACACCGUAGAUACCACCGACAGCCGCCUCCGGACACUGGAUUUCCACCAGGUACACCGGCUCUUGGAGACGAGGAGCGGCAGUCAAGACGCAGGCAUAAAAGCACCGACGAGCUGUGGGGAUGAUCUGACCACCACCACGAUGGAUGGCAUCAGCAUGGAGUGUCACAUCGUGUACGUUGAAGCGGAUACCACGACAAUUCUCUUCACAGAGUACACCUUCCUUUGUUGCCCACU